Molecule: messenger RNA, 2559 nt
Organism: Ornithodoros turicata
Lineage: Eukaryota; Metazoa; Arthropoda; Arachnida; Ixodida; Argasidae
Exons: 6
Coding region: 373-1983 (536 amino acids)
Biological process (GO): transmembrane transport
Cellular component (GO): membrane
Molecular function (GO): transmembrane transporter activity
Source: RefSeq, a predicted model, not a curated record
CUGGGACUGCGUGGCGACUAUCAGAUAGGCGGAUAACUUAAACACAGGGUUGCGCUGUUUACACCAGGUGUUGAAACGUUUUAUCUGGAACCGACAGCGAAAGUUCAGAUGCAAGGGGGUGUGUGGCUGGCAUGAGUCUUGUCAGUGCGACGCGUCACCUCGCGGAGCUGCACAGGUGAAGCAACGUCCAGCGCUAUCUGUUCGCCCUUAUGCACUUGCUCUACAUUGUGCCGCUUGCGGGGGUUUGAAGUUGGUACCUGCACUCCUUCGGUGAAGCAUCCCUGAUUUGUUCAGGUCUGUCUGCUCACCAGGGGAUCUGCGAUUCUUCCAAGCGACCUAUGACGGUGUUGUGUUGCCGACAUUGAAAGUGACAUGAAGAGAUUACGAGAGAACAGUGAUCAUGAUGAUCGUGAAGUCUCACUUCCUAACAAUCCAACCUCGACUGAGCAGCUCGCGUCCUCAUCUGCAGGUGUUUCUUUGAACACUGAAGUCGAGGAACCGGACGUUCCAGAAAGCAUCCCAGUAGUCACUUCCGAGGACGCUCCGCAAGACGUACCCAACUCGAGCCUGUUUUCGAAAGUAUUUCAUUACAUUUAUCUGGCCCGUCUAGAAGUCUUCCUCGUGCUGUACAUCUUCAGCCGCUCCCUGACGGCCACGUCUAUACAAGAUCUCCUGCUCCACAAGGCGUGCCUCAAUAACCUGCAAUGGAAUUCUUCCAUAUGCGACCACCUGGACCAGUAUCCGCCCAUCAAAGAUGAAGCCGAGAAAAUCGCCAGCAACUACAGCAUGCUGAGAUCUGUAAUAUCCUUAGCUCCUUCCGCGGCAAUAUCUAUCGUUAUCGGUCCCUGGUGCGACAGGUACGGGUACAAGACUCCUCUCCUGAUUAGCAACAUCGGUUAUGUAGUUAGUACGACGCUCGUUCUUGUAACGGCCUACAGCAUGUCGCUUCCUUUAUACUAUGACCUCUUGGCUGCGAUUCCCGAUGGCGUACUUGGAGGAAUGAUCUCUGUCUUCAUGGCAGUGUACAGUGAAGCCACUCUUUCUACUAAAGGAAGUCAAAGACGUAUCAAAUUUUUCCUCCUGGAUCUGGGACUCGCGGCCGCGUAUCCUUUGGGAAACCUGAUUGGCGGUCAAGUCUACGGUCAUUUCGGGAUCCGUGUCAUAUUGCGGGUUUCAAUCUGUGUGUCCCUUAUUGCCGAACUUUGGGCUCUGGUGGUGUUUGAUGUGCCCGUUCGAGCGAAGGAGCUAAAAGACAGUGUAUGGACCAAGCUGCGACGCCUGUUCAAAGUCCAAAAUUUAACCGAUGGUAUUCGGGCUUGUUUGCGAGUUCGACCAGCUAGGGGAAGGACUCAGCUGUGGCUGCUCUUUGUAUCACUCUGCUUCAUGGUUAUGGAUAUGGCAACCAUGAGCGUGUCCUACUAUUAUGUGCGGAAGAUGUACUCCUGGAGCGUGCAAGAGUACACGGCCGUCAGCUCUAUCUCGUCAGGCGUCACCUACAUCUUCUAUGCGCCCAUCGUACUCCUUUUCUCACGGGUAUUGAAGGUAUCUGAUUUGUGGAUGGCAGCCACCGGAGUGUCCUUUGCAGUUGGUCAACUUGUCGUAUGUGGUCUGGCGUACACGGAGUGGCUCUACUACCUCCAAUACGUUGUUGGUAUUCCAUCUUUCGUGGGUCACGUGGGCAUACGCACGCAUCUCUCCAAGCUGUUGGCAGAAGAUGAAGUUGGGAAGAUCUUUUCAUUCCUGGCGUCCUGUGAAGCCAUCCUCCCCAUCGUUGGUGAGGUGAUCUUCACCAAGGUCUUUCAGUGGUCUCUGGACUUCUUCCCGGGGUUGGUGUACCUCAUAGCUGCAGCCAUUUGCCUAUGUUCUGUCGUGCUGCUCGUGUACUGCGCCCGUAUAUCAAGCCACUCCUACACACCACUGCAGAAGGAGAAUGAAAUAAUCUGCGACGACGACGCCGUCGGCAACUGCAGCAUCAGUGCUUGAGUUAUAUCGUGCGAUAAGAGAGCGUCGCAAUAUGACAUUAGCGGAGCUCUGCUGCGAGGGACAGCGGACCUCCAUUCCGGAUACAAUUGGACGGACAUUCUAAUUGAAAGAUGUCCCUCCGGCAAACGCACAACACGUUGUGUCACAGUCUCAACGGCAGAACACACGUCAUGAAAGCAAGAUUAUUUCCUGGCCCUUUACUUUUUACACAGCCUAUAAUGGCAUAUGUCCUUUGACUAGCACAACCGUGUUGCCACUGGCAUACUGUUGAAUGCAGCAAUGAGCAACACAGUGAAGACAAGAGGUUGGCGCCACGGCUGCUUACUGACAACUAACGGAAGUCUUUAUUCGACACUCUGCAUUCAACAAUAUGUCUAGACACCAACUACCCCAACUUCGUACACUUCUGCCACUAUAGCAGCAGGGGUGCCGCACUCAUUCGUGUCCGCGGGCCGCAUUGAGCCAUGGAAGCAUUGAGCCAUGAAGGAGCCAUUUCCACGGAUUUGGGCUAGCCUGUUCUUGAUAUAGAUGACAUAAAACGUGUAUAUAUAUAUAUAUAUAUAUAUAUAUGAGUUA